GCAUGUUCAUUGGUCUGCUGGUCACUAGGCAACUAGGCUCUACUUCCGGGGUAGUGGUCAAACGAGUACUGUGGUGAUAUUUUUCAUCGAAUUUGUACAGGUAUACGAUUGCUCUUUGCAUAAUAUACGCUUAAUGUGUGAAAUAGUCAUUUAUUGCAGUUUCUUUCCGAAUAACCAACACAGCCAUAAAAAUGAAAUACACGACAUUGGCGAGACGGUUGUUGUGUUUUUUGUUUAUUUGCGCUUGUGUCUUUUUAACCCUCUAGAUCAAUAACUAAUAGAAACAUUGUCUAAACACCUCCAAUAACGACAUACAAAGGGUGUAUUUUGGAUGUUGUGAAACAUGUUGUCUUCACGUGCCCAUUGUUACAAUCCAGUGCAAAAAUAUAUAGACACGGAAUUGUUUAUUUGUACUUGAAUGAUCAUUUAAAGUAAACCUUCGUUUGCGUUUAAGGACAUAAUGACUCGUGCUCGUAGAACACAAUUUUCGGACAAGUUCUACAGAUAUCCCACCAAUUUAGUAGACCUCGAAUGCAACAAACACUGUAAUGUACGAGCUUCGGCCUGGCGUGACGUCAUCCAUGUGUCAUGGCGGCGCCCAUAGCACUCAUACAAGGUGCCAGCCGUGGACUGGGGUUCCAAUUUUGCAAACAUAUAUUAAAAAACAAAAACCCCUCGACUGUCAUAGCGACAUGUCGGAAUCCAGACGCGGCGGUGGAGUUGCUGGGCCUCGCCGGGCAGAACCCGGACAGGUUGACGGUUCUCAGGCUGGACGUGAACCGGGAAGAGGACAUCUGGGAAGCUGCCGAGCGGGUGAAGAAGAGCUUUGGUCGGCUUGACUUGUUGGUCAACUCCUCGGCUUUGCUGCACCCUUCUGGUAAAGGAGAGACUAGCUUGAGAGACGUUUCUGCACAGGGCAUCAUUUCCACCCUGACGACCAACACAGUGGGUCCGCUGGUCAUGGCCAAGUAUUUUGCACCCCUUCUACAAAAGGGAAUUGGCGGCUUUGGUCAGCAGUCAUCCGAAAGGGCCAAGCAGCACAGCGGCAUCAUCGUCAAUAUCACCGCUAAAGUGGGCUCCAUUGGCGACAAUGGUCUUGGUGGUUGGUACAGCUACAGAAUGUCCAAAGCAGCUCUCAACAUGGCUACAAGGAAUCUUUCCAUAGAACUGGGCCGCAGUCGACCCAAGGUGGUGUGUGUUUCUUUGCACCCAGGGACCGUGGACACAGACCUGUCACGGCCGUAUCACAGGAACGUCCCCAAGGAAAGGCUGUUCAGCACUGAACACUCCGUCAGCUGUCUGAUGAGCAUCAUAGAGACGCUGGAUUUUGACAAGACGGGGAAUGCCUACAGCUGGGAUGGCGCUCAGCUGCCUUGGUAGGAAAAAAUACAAACAAACCUCAUAAAUAAUCUCUUUGCAUUUUAUAGACUUGAUAAUAAGAUAGUGAAUGAAAAGUUCGUGCUGUGUAGGUGAGGAUUUUUGGAAGUGCCAUUAAACAAAGGUCUUUGGCAUUAUUUUAACUAAACAUGUGGUCUAUUAUGGUUUGGUUGAAAGUUAUUCAUGAACUGUAUACACACAAUCUGGUCUAUUUAAAAUGCAUUAAAGUAUUGGGCGUUGCUGAGUCAAUUGUCAUUAUUUCAUUAUUACGUUUGUAUUUUAUUUUUAUUCUUCAUUAGAGUAAUUUCUAAGUUGUAACUGUAAAUUCCUGUAAACUGUACACUCUAUAUUCCCCCACGGCCUAACAGUUUUAUUUCUAAAUUGAACUGGACAGGUUAACGGUCACAUUUUCUAUUAAAGCUAUACUCUAUAUCCUUGAUACCGCUGUAUUUAUUGUAGCUACUGUAUUUAUUUGACAAUUUUACCUUUUUUAUAUAUAUUAUUUCCUUAAAAUAUGCUUAGAAAGUUCACUUUCUAUGUAAAUCCAGUGGCGAGCUGGUUAACUGUUGUUUUUGUUGCACUGUAUGUACCAUAAUAUACCACCAGAUGACGCCAAAACCACGCUUUAAAAUUGCUCUUGUCGGCUGAGUAAGCACAAUGCUAUAGUCCAAGUAAAAUAAGCAUUCAUUUCCAUCAAUUUCAAUCGGAAAUGUCGCCUUUUAGGGAGAUUUUGUACUUUAUAUGUCCAAAAUUGUACUAUUGCAAGCUGGGACUCAAGACUAUGUUUUAUAG
Messenger RNA from Dunckerocampus dactyliophorus (ringed pipefish), 2169 nucleotides. RefSeq lists its product as uncharacterized. The coding region runs from base 589 to 1380 and encodes 263 amino acids. The record is from RefSeq and is a predicted model, not a curated record. The transcript is spliced from 4 exons. NCBI's taxonomy places the organism in Eukaryota, Metazoa, Chordata, Actinopteri, Syngnathiformes, Syngnathidae.